AUGCUUCUCAAGAAGGACCAGUUUAAGUGGGGAAAAGAGGCUGAGGAAGCAUUCAACAGGCUUAAAGGAGCAAUGACCCCAGCUCUUGUAUUAGCUCUGCCAAAUUUUGACCAGCCCUUUAUUGUGGAGACAGAUGCAAGUGGGGUUGGCAUUGGAGCAGUUCUGAUGCAAGGAGGCAGGCCCAUUUCUUUCCUAAGCAACGCUUUAUGCCCAAAAAAUCAAGCACUCUCAAUCUAUAAAAGAGAGUUUCUAGCAGUACUCCAAGUUGUACAGAAGUGGAGACACUAUCUACAAGGCCACAUGUUCACUAUAAGAACUGACCAACAGGCCCUAAAGUAUUUAAUGGAGCAAAAAGUGGCCUCCUCUUGGCAACAAAAGGGAAUAAUAAAAUUAUUGGGACUGGACUAUGAUAUACAGUACAGAAAAGAAAAGGAAAACAAGGCAGCUGAUGCCUUAUCAAGGGUUGGUGAAGGAGGGGUUUGCACAGCUAUAUCCACAAUGGUACCCACCUGGCUGAAAGAAAUCAUUGAGAGCUAUAAGGAAGAUGAGGUUCUCAAGGGUUUCAUGGAAGGCAAGCUUGAUCCUUAUGAUAAAUAUUGGAAGGCAUGA
Molecule: messenger RNA, 609 nt
Organism: Striga hermonthica
Lineage: Eukaryota; Viridiplantae; Streptophyta; Magnoliopsida; Lamiales; Orobanchaceae
Source: the annotation of a GenBank genome assembly